This is a messenger RNA of Papaver somniferum (opium poppy), 4027 nucleotides long. RefSeq lists its product as uncharacterized. The transcript has 4 exons. The record is from RefSeq and is a predicted model, not a curated record. NCBI's taxonomy places the organism in Eukaryota, Viridiplantae, Streptophyta, Magnoliopsida, Ranunculales, Papaveraceae. The coding region runs from base 585 to 3725 and encodes 1046 amino acids.
UACCCAAAAGCAAGGAAGGGGAGACUGGAGAGAAUCUAGAAAUGCUGCUGCCCCUCCUAUUUCUUAACCUUUACAGUUCCUUCCUUCCUAAAAUAUUCCAGAAAUAAAUAACAAAAAGAUUUUCAAACUACAAGAGAAGUGAAGAAAAAAAGAGAUUCAAUUAAAACCAAAAAAAAAAAAAAAAGCACAGAAGAAGAAUAAAAGGAGACUAGAUGUUGACAAAUAUCAUGUCACUGUUGUUCAUACAAGUUUGUUUGUCAUUGUGUUGUAGAUUUUCUUAUCUGGGAUCUCUCUCUCUCUCUCUCUUUCUCUAAGCUGGCCCAGUAGAUCAACAAACAAAUCUCUCUAUUAAUAAUAACUUUUCAGAAUUCUCUUUUCUUCUUAUACUAAGAUAGAGAUGAUGAAGAGGAAGAUCUAAUUUCAUUUUUAAGGUUCUUUUUUCUUCUUCAAAUGGUGUUACUCAAAUUCCCCCACCUUGUUUUUUUCGCUCUGUUUCAUUAAAGACUUUGAAUUUCAGUGGUUGAAGAAAUUCUUAUUAUGUAGAUAGUUGAUUGAUUGAAUUCAGAAGAUGUGGGUUUGAGGGAAUGGGAACAGAAGUCCAGUGUAAAAGCUUCACUCCGGCAUUUCACUCUAUGUGGGAUCUUAAUGAGGAUGCAAACAGUGGAAGUUGGCCUGUGUAUUACGAUGAUAAAGUCUUGAAGAAAGAGCAGUACUACAACUGUUACAUGGCAGGGUCCAAUAUGGAUAAUGGAUAUUCAGAUUACGAGAAACAAGUACUGAAGCAAACAAUACUUGAGCAUGAAAAUGUAUUCAGGAAACAGGUUUAUGAACUACACCGCCUUUAUAGAACACAAAGGGAAUUAAUGAAUGAGUUUAAAAGGAACGAAUUACACAAGUAUGUGAGACCAGUGGAGGUAUCACAGUCAAGUAAUCAAUUUUCAACUCAAACAGCUUUAGAAGGUGCUAAAAAUUCCUGGCAAGUACCAAGCUUCCCCUUCAUGAGCCCUACUUGCAGUAGACCCUCCGUAUCAGGUGUUGAGAGCACGCAAUCUCCAAUGUGUUUUGUAAAAGAUAGUAGUUUGUCUGUCACCCCAAAGGCAGUACAGGAUGGAAGUUCUACCGAGGAACGUGAGUUAUUGAAGUCCAAGUCUAAACAGGUGGGGAGAAAAAUGUUUGACCUGCAACUUCCAGCAUAUGAGUAUAUAGACAGUGAUGGAGAAGAUGGGGAAGCAAAAGUUUCCCAAUCAUCUAAAAUAGCAGCUUAUCCUCUUAAGAGAAAUUGUGAAUCUGUUAUAGACAAUAAGCUGUCUCUUGGUGGUGGAGUCAACCUUAGUUGCCAAGGAGAUGCUUCAAGAUCUGAAUCCCAUGUAUCAAACAGGACAGGAUUGGCUGAUUUGAACCAACCCAUACAAAGUGAGGAAACAGUAUACCCGUCUCCAGUUAGUUUUCUGGGAACUACUGCUGCUUUCUGUGCGAGGAAUCAAGGAGAGGAGUCGCCUGCAAAACCUAAUUACUCCGGAGUCCCUCGGGAUUAUUUUUUUAACGCGUGGAAAGACAAGAGUAGUGGGUCUCACCAAAAUAAUACACAUUUGGAGAAUGAGGGAAAAAGAGAAAAACCAUAUCAGCUUGAAGCAGGAUUAAAUAGAGGAAUCGAUUCGUUUCAUUUACAGAAUUUGCAUGCACAGUCCACUUCACCAAAUGUUGAUCCUAAUAGGGCUCACGAAUAUCCAGCAUUUUCUGUAUUUGACACUUGCAUGAGACAGCCAUGGCGAGAAAGAGCAGUUUGUGGCUUAGAAAUUCCUGAAGGUAGUCAGAGUCACUACAAGUAUAACUAUUUGGGAUCAGUUGUUGAACCACGAAUACCCACUUCAUAUACAUGUGCUUCUCAGUCUGAAAACAACUCUGAAUCUUCUUCAGUCUCUUCUUGGAUAAAACCCAUAGAUAAUGUUCAUGAGAAGUCAGUAGAGGUUAGAACUCUCCCAUGCUUAAACUCCUAUUCUCCAUAUAGUAACAAUUCCAAAUCGUCAGUCCAAAAUCCGGUGGUUAAUGGCAGUGGAUGGCAUUUUAGUAACAACCCUAGGCCAAUAACUGGAAGUGGAAAGGAAAGCUACUCCAGGAAUGGUUUUUACCACGGUUCGCAGGCAGAGUACAGUGCAUCUAAGGUUCCCUUUCCUUCCACUCGUUUUGAUUUCAUUAAUGGUAGUAUUAACAGUAAUUCAGCUUCAGAACACUCUGAAAAUCGCAGCCCCACAAAGUAUUUUAGGGGUUCGGAGUGCUUGGAUGUAAAGUCUAUGAAUGGUGUGAAUUUGAAUCUGGCUGCUCUGAAUGGGUUUCAAGAUGGAGCAGUUCGCCGACAUGAUCUUGUGAUUAUUGAUGGGGAGGGUGAGAAUGAAGACCGAGUGCUUGGGUUACCAUGGCUGAGAGCAAAAUUUGCAGGUGAAAAUGGACAUCCAAAUAGAACAGGAAUGAAUUCGUCUCAGGUUACCACUAAAAUAGUUGAAAAGGGUAGUGGUUCUAUGUCGAGCAUGUUUCAAAAUUUUAAUUCCUCAUCUGCUAGUAACACUCCAAGUGUAAGGGUGGGUGACUGCCCAGAUAGUAGAAGGAUUGUUGGUUUUCCCAUGUUCGACAAGUCUCAUAUUUCCAAGGACCAGAAAUUUGUUAUACCCCAGUCCAAGUAUCAGUGUUCCCCUAAAGGGAAGGAGAUUCAGAAUAAUGGGAAAGUUAUUUUCAACGUCGACUUGUCCCAAGCGCAUGUGAAACCAGAAUCUAGCUCAAGGCUGUCAUCACAUAAUCUGACAGGCUUAGACUUGAACUAUUCUGGUUUUGGAAAUGAUUUUAAUCUGAACUUAUGUAUAGGCGAGGAAGAGAAUACAUCUGUGCCUCAGUUUCCAAAACCAACAGUUAAAAUUGCAGUUGAGAUAGAUUUGGAGGCGCCAGUAGUGCUCGACACUUUGGAGGGAUGCACUCUGGAGGGUGAGUGUUCACUGAAUCAACCGGAGACAAAUGUUCAAUCAUCGGCAACCAAUAAAGACCCACUAAAGGCACUUGAAAGAAUUGCAUCAGAGGCUAUAGUCUUAAUUUCUUCGUCGACGAAUUAUUUAGAGAAUUCUGCACUGAAGUCAUCUGAAGAGUCUCUCAAGGACUGUCUGGGUUGGUUUGCAGAUGUAGUAUCUGGCAUGGCUGAUCUUGAGAUUGAAUCGAGGCAUAAUGAGGAAUCCUCCUGUGAGAGUGAUUACUUUGAGACAAUGACAUUAAAACUGACCGAGACAAAAUUAGAAGAGUUACCCUGUCAGAUUUGGGUGCCCGAAAAUCAAAAAGAAGCGGAAACAGUUAAUUGUCCAAUGCUAACCCGGCAUCGAAGAGGACAGUCAAGGAGAGGACGACAGAAAAAGGAUUUUCAGAGAGAUAUCCUUCCAGGUCUUGUUUCUUUGUCUCGGCAUGAAGUGACUGAAGAUCUUCAAACAUUCGAAGGCUUGAUGAAAACAAUGGGUCACUCUUGGCCGAGUAGUUUAACUAGAAGGAACACAGGUAGAAAUGGAUGGGCACGGGGUAGGAAACGGACACAGGGUUCAGCUCCUCUUCCAACGGUUAUAUGCUCUCCGCCAAAAGAGCAACCAAGCAAGGUAGAACCCGGGUUUGAGGAGAAAUGCUUAAAAGGAUGGGGGAAAACGACUAGACGACCGCGAAGGCAGAGACUUCCAGCUGGUACACCUCUUCUCGUGUAACUCUUAUAUCACAUUUAAUAGGAAGAGCAAAUAACCCUGCACAACAUGGUUUCAGAGAUAUUGGUUGGAGGGAAAUGAAACAAGUUUCAUUUGCAAAGCUCCUCUGGAGGUUGACAGAGUAGAUAUAGAGUAGGUAUGGGAGUGAGGUUAUUGACCUCCUCUCCUUUGUACAUUAUCUGCCCUAACAUUUGGGUGUUCCAUUUAUCCUGAUUGAGUUCUGAAUUUAGUUAACAGUCUGUAUAAAUGUUGUUUCAUUAUUUCCUCUUAUGAUAAAUUGCAAGAUGUCUUCUCUCCUUCAAAAA